Molecule: messenger RNA, 948 nt
Organism: Trematosphaeria pertusa
Lineage: Eukaryota; Fungi; Ascomycota; Dothideomycetes; Pleosporales; Trematosphaeriaceae
Product: 60S acidic ribosomal protein P0
Exons: 6
Coding region: 1-948 (315 amino acids)
Biological process (GO): ribosome biogenesis; ribosomal large subunit assembly; cytoplasmic translation
Cellular component (GO): cytosolic large ribosomal subunit
Molecular function (GO): structural constituent of ribosome; large ribosomal subunit rRNA binding
Source: RefSeq, a predicted model, not a curated record
AUGGGGGGCAAGAAAGAAACUAAGGCCGCUUAUUUCGACAAGCUCAAGGUUCUCCUCGAGGAGUACAAGUCGAUCUUCAUCGUGACGGUCGACAAUGUCUCCUCGCAGCAGAUGCACGAGAUUCGACAGUCCCUCCGCGGUGAGGGCGUUGUCCUCAUGGGCAAGAACACCAUGGUCCGCCGCGCGUUGAAGGGCUUCAUCUCGGAUUUCCCAGAAUAUGAACGCCUUCUCCCGCACGUCAAGGGCAACGUCGGCUUCGUCUUCACCAACGCCGACCUCAAGGAGACCCGUGAUAAGAUCCUCUCGAACCGCGUCGCCGCCCCCGCGCGUGCCGGUGCCGUCGCUCCCGGCGAUGUCUACGUUCCCGCUGGAAACACUGGUAUGGAACCUGGAAAGACCUCCUUCUUCCAGGCCCUCGGUGUCCCCACCAAGAUCGCCCGUGGUACCAUUGAAAUCACUACUGAUCUCAAGCUGGUCGAGGCCGGCAGCAAAGUCGGUGCUUCCGAGGCCACGCUCCUCAACAUGCUGAACAUCUCGCCCUUUACGUACGGAAUGGGCAUUUCUCAGAUCUACGACAACGGCCAGACUUUCGCUUCGUCUGUCCUGGAUGUCGAGGAGUCGCAGCUCUUGAAAGCCUUCUCGAGCGCCAUCAGCACCAUCGCCAGUAUCUCCCUCGCCGUCAACUACCCGACUCUCCCAUCCGUCAUCCACUCCGUGGUCAAUUCGUACAAGAAGGUCCUUUCCGUUGCCAUUGAGACCGAUUACGACUGGGAGGAAAUUCAGGAACUCAAGGACCGCAUCGCCAACCCCGACAAGUACGCUUCGUCCGCUCCUGCCGCUGGUGCUGGCGGUGGCGGUGCUGCUGAGGCGGCCAAUGAGGAGGCGAAGGAGGAGUCAGAGAAGGAGGAGUCGGAGGAUGAGGACAUGGGCUUCGGUCUCUUUGACUAA